AUGGCGUCGAGUAAAAAGGAAAUGACGAUCAUUGCCUCUCCAAGAGUCGAUUUUCCUCAGAAGGACGACGUGACAGCAGCCCGAAGUCUCGGAUUUACAGUGAGAAACUCCCAUUGCCGACAAAUGGCAAAUCUCAAUAACCAUAAAAAGUUCCUUCAGAUCACUCAUGAUGAGAAAUAUCCUGACUCAUCUUAUAUUUUGAUCACACGGACCAAUCUUUGGACGACCUCAAGGCCAAUCUUUAGACGACCUCAAGGCCAAUCUUUAGACGACCUCAAGACCCAUUACUCAAAUCCUGGAGACGUCGUGUCCUUGGGAGUCAUUUACGGAGUCGUAACUCAGGGAACUUUCCAGAACACUCUCGGGGCUAGAAAUCUCUCCGUGGUCAGGACUGAAGGUUCUUGUUCUGAACUAACUGCUCUUUUGGGCAUAUUUUAUGGCGACUUUCAUCUCACGACUCUCAGCGUGCGACGCCCCACAGCUGAGGCGUCGAGGAGGACUGCAUGUCGUCUCUGUUUCCCAGCGAGGAAGGACGCGAGCAAGCGCUUGUGCGACAAGGGCGACCGCGGGCGGGACGAGGCGCCGGCGAAGGGCGACUCCCUCGGCGCUGACCCGGGUCCUCGCGCGCGGAGCAGGCUCACUCGCCAAUCGGAGCACGUGGUCACGACGGAGCCCAGCGGAGGCUUCCUGAGCACGUGGUCGGACCAGGACCACGGGCUGGGCGAUGCCGACCAUUACUCGGGGCAGGAGGCGAGUCUGACCGAUUCGGGCGUCGGGUCGGGCCCGGAGAUAAGCCUGGGGUCCGAGAGCCUCGUCCUCAACCCCAGCUGGUGCCUCGGGCAGUACCUGAGGAAGCACCGCCCCGCCCACCUGCUCCCUGUGACGUCAUCGGUGUAUCAGGUGAGACUGUCAGUGGUCAGGGACCCCGGCCGGCCAGGCACUAAGGCACUCGAGGAGGCGGCUGUCCUGCACGCCCGCACCGUCCUGGACCUAAUCGACGACAUCUCCUCCGCUGUGGCCUCGGAAGCCAUCAUUGCCGGGGACUAUAUCCUCCAGAUCCAGUUCGAGCCUCAGACUAAAUCCCGCCUUUACCAUGCCGUCUCACAACCGACUCCCGAAGCGACCUCCGCUCAGCGCCCCCUCCUUCCCGAAGUAGUGGACUCGACCCUGUGCCCCAGCGGCCCCUUCCAGCGCCGCCCCGGCUACCACCGCUUCUACAAUGAGCAACUCUUUUCCCGACAGAUCCAGCACGCCGUGGCCACUCUCAAGCAGGUACAGUGCCGCCCCCGGGGCCGAGGGGCAGGGCCACCCCAGAACCCCCCACACCGCCCCUCACGUACCCUCGGGCCUCCUUCACGCCCCUGGCCCUCAGCCGCCCCUCGCGCCUGCCUGUAUCGUAGGAAUGCCACGGCGGACGCGAGCGGUAGUGGCGGGGAGUGCCAGCCGGGAGUCUUAUUCUCCUGGCACUCCCUCAGGGGUGCUCCUGCCCCUGUCUGUGCUGACAUUGAUGGUCCCCCACUUCGAUAUCCCUGGGACCCAGUGGUGACGUCACAGCAAGGAAGCUUUAGUUUGUGGCCUUAUUGGAGUGUGGUGGCAUGUUCGCUUGUUGUCCCUUCCUUCCCGAAACCCUCCACAUCCCUCUGGUUGCAGGCAGUGGAGAAGUUCAGCGCCAACACCCAGGAGAUCAGUGCCUCCUUGAGAGCUUUCACACAGAAGUUGCAGGAGACGGAGUUCCCCAAUGAUGUUACAUCCACUGAGGAGCUUCUGCAGUCUCAAACUUCAGAAUACAAUGCACUGAAAGAUGACCUGUUGUCUGCCUCCCGCCAUGGAGAAACUCUACUCAAUUGUAUCAAGCGCCCUGGGGAGCCUCGUACGGCCCGUCUGUGUCCCGACAAGUUAAUCAAUGUGACAGCAGUAGAACGGCUGUUGGUGCAGCUGGAAGAAACUGAGAGAACCUUUGAUGAAUUUUGGACCCGGCAUGAGGGACGGCUUACACAGUGCCUCCAGCUGAGACGCUUUGAGACAGACUUUAGGGAACUGCAACAAUGCCUGGAAAUUUCACUGAAGCAGUUGUCCGCAAUGUCAGAGAUUGGGGAUUCUGUACACCAUGUAGACCAGCUAUUAGCAGAAGCUCAGGAUUUCCAUAUGAUGACUGCAGACCAGCUGGAAAAAGCAGAGGAGCUACGCAUCAUUGGCACACAGUUGAUUGAAAGUCAGCAUUAUGCCGUGGACUCCAUUCAGCCAAAGUGCGUAGAGCUAGUACGGAUGAGGGACGCUUUCCACGACCGCAUAACUAACAGACUGGAAACGUUACACAAGUGCCGAGACUUGCAAGAGCGUAUUGAACAGGCAAAUAAGUGGUGCACAGAAGGUGUGGAACUCUUAGCCUCACAGCAGAUAGAGCGAUGUCAAGCCCCAGAAUUUGCCGAGGAAGCUCUUAGGGAAUUGGAUGAAUUUUUGGCUUCCUCUGAGUACAGUCGGCUGGGAACCAGUCGUGAACUUAGGACUAUGUUUGAGGAUGUCAUCACCCCUGAAACGAAGGGCUUAGUGCAACAGGUACUGAAACGUAUAGAAGAUGUACAAAUGAUGUGUGAAAAGCGAAAGAGUUCCUUAAAGAAGUUGGCCACUCGUCUGCCUCGACCCGUGCAUGCUGUGACACCAGAGCCCGCAGUCCCACUCCACUACCCACAAGGGCAUGCCAAUGUUCACCCACACUCUCACCCAGCAUCUCCCCUCCAUGCGGACCUCCCUAAAAGUCCCAAAAGCAUGAGGAAAGCAUCAACUUUACCCAAGCUUGGUGACAGUGGAGAUUCUCCUGACUGGGUUGGUGAUGCCGAAGCUGCACGUGCUAAACGAGGCCAUGUCCUCCGUGAACUUCUAGAUACAGAGAGAAUCUAUGUGUCAGAACUCUGCUCUAUUCUCAAGGGUUACAAGGAUGAAAUGCUAAACCCAGAAAUGCAGCCUCUUAUCCCCAUCAACCUAUAUGGCAAGAGUGAUAUUCUCUUUGGCAACAUGGAGGAUAUCUUCCGCUUCCAUAAUGAUGUCUUCCUGCGGGAUUUGGAGAACUGCAUUAAUACGCCAGAGCUAAUUGGUCUUUGUUUUGUCCAGAGGAAGGAUACAUUCCAUCGGUUGUACUCACUGUACUGUCAGAAUAAGCCCCAAAGUGAAGAACUGCGUCGGCAAGUAGGUGAUCAAAACCCAUUUUUCAAAGAGUGUCAGCGUCGUCUCCAUCACAAACUGCCACUUGGUGCCUACCUUCUGAAGCCUGUGCAACGCAUUACAAAGUAUCAGCUCCUGUUGAAGGACUUACUGAAAUGCGUAGAAGGUAGCCAAGGUCGCCGGGAGUUGCAGGAGGCGGUCGACACAAUGCUCACAGUCCUCAAGUGCCUCAAUGACUCCAUGCAUCAGGUUGCCAUCACAGGAUUCCCGGGCAAUCUGGCAGACCUGGGGAAGCUGCUCAUGCAAGGCCCCUUCAGUGUGUGGAAUGACAGCAAAAAGGGACUUCGCGAGCUCCGUCUGAAGCCAGCACAAAGACACAUUUUCCUUUACGAAAAGAUGCUACUUUUCACCAAGAGAACUGGCAAGGAUACAGAUCGUGCCACCUACCAUUUCAAAAAUGCUCUGAAGAUGUCACAGGUUGGUUUAACAGAAAGUGUGCGAGGCCAUAAAGGUGAUGUUCGAAAGUUUGAGGUCUGGCUUCAGGGACGGCAAGAGGUCCACACCAUUUUGGCUCCAUCGUCAGAAGUCAAGGACUUGUGGGUUAAGGAGAUAAAGCGGGUGUUACUCGAUCAGUUUGAGUAUCUCAAGGGAGAGAAUAUUAAGCAGUACUCCGCUAGAAUACAGAAAGGUGCCAGUCUUAAUGGCAUUCGAAUUCCUCCUCUGUCACCCACUACUCAACACAGGGCUCUACGACAGACGGCAUCAUGGGACAUAGCAGGCAAUGGUGUGACUGGCAGUGGUGGCUCUAUCAGUUCUAGCAGCUCUGAGGGCCGCCCUGGAGGUGAGCCCAGUCGGGAAAUAGGCAAACGCUCUCUGCGGAUAAAGUCUGUGGAUGCCACUCUGGGUGAUGCUCCAGAAGAGGAAGAGGAGAGCUGGUCAUCAGAUUAUUCUGCUUCUGAUGAGGAAGAGGAUCAAGAAACAUUCUCUGAGAGCACAGAGUACACCUCGUCACGGUUCCUUGUCUUGGCUGACUACAAUGCCAUGGGAGGAUCUGAAGUCAGCCUGCGUGAGGGAGACUAUGUAGACUUGAUCAAAGUUGGAUGCGCUGGCUGGUGGUACGUCAGGGUUUCUGGGACGCCUUACGAGGGUUGGGCUCCAGCUGCCUACUUAGAGCGGGUCCUCAAAAAGGGCAGCAGAUCCUCACCGUCAGUCAGUAGUCAAGAAUCCUCCUCAGGACUGAAACAUGCAACAUCAAAGUCAUCAGUUGCUUCACUGUCAGCCAAAUCUGAGGAAGUGAAUAUAAUGUAAAGGGAAUGGAAUACCAAUGAUACUAUAAUGCCUUAAGGCUGUAUUAGUCCAGAAACAAAACAUAGAAUGUUAUGGUGGUCUAUAAUGGCUGGGAGAAUCAUUGUGCUAUUCCUUCUGGGUAAAAACUGUAUAAAAAUGUUGCUUUUGUUAAAUGCCAUGUGAAAAGACAUUGCCCUCAGAGGACCUCCCGGAACUGUGCUGGUGUGACGAGUAAACCACAUGAAGUGUCUUCACAUCAGUAUAAGAAUGACAUGGACAGUGUGUAUGGUAACAUGACUCCUAGAACAGUGUGUAACCUCUUAACAUCACCUGACCUAGAAUGCCUCCUGUAAUGCCUGCUUAAAAAGAGAAAACUUGAAUGGUUCAAGUGUAAGCAUUCUUUGCAGGUAGGAUAUAUAACAAAUUCAUGGACUUCCAUUCAUAUAAUAUUAACCAAAGUAAAUCAUCCUAGAGAUACAUUAAGUCUAACAGUUUCUCACUCCUUGGCAUAUUCUCUCUUCUAUUCCGAAAUUCAGUGCAAUAUCACUGCUUUAUAUCAUGUCCUACUAUAUAGUAUGUACCAUAUGUAAACAUAAAUGAAAAUGUAUGGUCUCUUGUUUCUCAGAUCUACUAAUACCUCUUGGGCAACUUUCUGAAUGGGAAUAUGAAUGUUCCAGGCAUCAUGGAUACUCUUAUUACAAAGAUGUAAUACAUUACACAAAUACAUCACGUAGAUUGUAAAAUAAAAUCUAGUAUCUCCCUAGUAUGAGGGUAACUAGUGGGCUUUACUCUUCAAGUCAAGCAUAUAUAUGCCCUUUUGACUCUUGAUUCAAUCUCUGACUCUAAUGGAUGUACAAGUUAUCAUGUACUGUCUACUUAUUUUUUUCUAACUUAUAGAAAUCUUUCCUGAUAUUUACUAUGUACUUUUGCCUAACACCCAUCUAGUACCUAUCUUUCCUCCCUAAGAUAUGUUGCCAUCUUACAUUAACCUCAUUAUUUGAUGAGAUCCUCCUAUUCUAUCACUCUUUUACCAUUACUUCUUGUGUAGAUUUAUAUGCCAUGGUAAUUUUGCAUUAUUAUGCCCAUCUGUAUACCUUGCCUGUCAACUUUACUCAACUUAUAGCGGCUUUUUACUCCGCUCUGCCCACUUGUGAUCAUGUGCCUCACGUACUGGUAGAAGUAGAAAUAGAGGUCUGAGUGCCAGCUCCAAUGUUGCCUUGUGAGGCAAAUGUGGCUUUGUCUAUACAAGUACUGCCAAGAACUUAUAGUACUCAUUGAGUCUUACUGAUAAGGCAAAGCAUCAGGAGUAGUUCUCAUCAGUUCCUCCUGAAACAACAUUAAAAAUCCCUCAUUUGGAGUUAUGGGUGUUGGAAAUCAUUGAGAGAGAUUGAAUGUGAUAGCUUAGAGUUUUCAUACUCUUUGGAAUUUAGCAAAGCAAGUAAAGGGAAGUUGUGUAUAUGUAGCCUGUAAAGCUUCCCUUUUUCUUCUCUUUUUGAGAGGAACAAAACAAAGAGGUAGGAGUAAAUGCAUUUAUUAUUGAUUUGAUUCAAAGGGUAACAAAAUGAAAGAUUUUGAAUGGUACUACUGAGAACAACAAAUUACUGUACAUGUUCUAAAUUUCCUGUUAGUUCUGCGGACAUUAGGAAUAGAAUGUGUGAAAGGGUCUCUUCUUCUCCCAUAUGUGGGACUGAGAGAAUGGUGGUUUGUAUGGAAUACAAAUGACUAUCAUAUGGGAAACUGUAGAGGCUAGAUCAGCUGGAAGUGCUGGGCUUGUAUGAGAGAAAGGGGUAGUGUAGUGGGCCUUCUAAUUUUUUGCAUAAUGGUCAUUGAAAAGUGAAACUGUGUAUUGCAUAUAUCGAUCAUCUACAAAAAGCUGGAAGAUAUAUGUGAAUUCCAAAAUAUUAUGGGUUCAUAAGCUCAACUUUUAUAUACUUUGAAGAAAAAAAUUCAUUUUAUGCUCUUCUGUAAUCUAGUCAUUUUUUUAACUUUGCAUAUUAAUGAUGAUACGGCAUCAGUACAAAUUUAUAGGCAGAGAGUGAACAAGAGGCCUUGACUGUAUCCCAUGUGAUAGUAUUUAUGUAAAACUGUUGAACCCUGAAAUCCCAGUGAGUGUUGGGCAGUACAAAAUUCAUACAGUGGAGGGAGACUGUGUUCAUAAACAUUUUUUGUGAUAAAGUAGACACCAGAAUCUUUUAGUGUGAACAUUCUCGGCUGCAGGCCAUUCGAGAAGGCUGGUAAUGGUAAUGCAGGGUCGAAAAAAGGCUGCUUGAUCCACAUCACGUAUGAUGAGCCAUUGCAUGAUAAGACUUUGUACACAGCCUGUAAGGUAAGUGCCAAUGGUGUAAGCAACACUUUGCUUUAGAAGGCUAGCGAAGCAAGCAGUGCAGGCAGCACAAGAUAAUGCUGACUGUAGGUCAUAUAAAGCAGAAAAUAAUGGGCAGUGCAGGCUCACACUAUCUGCAGGCCCAGCACUUACAAUCUCCAAAGUGACUUACCAACUCCUUUUGUACAUUCAUAUGUUGUAGACAUCAAUAAUCCAGUUGAAGAUGUUGUUGAAUGGUGCUUUUAGCUCUGCAUGUACUAGCAACCGUGUGUUUCAUGUAUGGUGUACAUUGCAGUUAGAUUGUGAUCUAUAUAGAUCUUUUCUCAUCCAAAGAUUAAUUUUCAUGUACAGUAUAAUUAUAUAUAAUAUAUGGACGUGUGUUACUUAUAAAUUCGUAAAAUGAAGACAAUUUAUUGAAAAAAUACUAAUAUGUGUUCGCUGCCCCUUCUUCCAGAGAGCGAACGAGCCUCCAUAACUCCUUACGUUCACCUUUCCAGGUGUUAAAAGAACAUUCCAUAUAUAUGAUAUACAUUUACUGCAUAUAACAAAUGUAUGUAUAUCCUGUACAUAAUGGCUAAUCAUCCACUAUUCCUCAUAGCCAAGAAAUGUUUGGUUGGAAUAUGCGCUAGUGAGGCGAUAUUCUGAUAGUCUUAUGUGUUACCUACAAAGACCUUGGUUAUAUUUCAUUUGUAACUAGGUGGUUAUUCAUCAUUCAUUCUAAAUAUUCUCAUUGUUAUGUAUUCAUCGUCAUGGUUAAGUUAAUUACAUAUCAUAAUCAACUGUUCAUUGAUUUUUUUGUCAUAUGGAAAAAGCUGUUUUAUUUGGAAAUAGUUCAUGCAAAUUGUUUUGUUUUAUUUUCUUGUUGAAUGUAUUCCCUUUUCGACUCUCUAUAAUCUUUCAAAACACCAAAUAUAAUAAAAAGGU
Messenger RNA from Penaeus vannamei (Pacific white shrimp), 7693 nucleotides. The record is from RefSeq and is a predicted model, not a curated record. NCBI's taxonomy places the organism in Eukaryota, Metazoa, Arthropoda, Malacostraca, Decapoda, Penaeidae.